CUUUGCUUCUCUUGCAACGAGUACUAGUAGGCGUGUGCUGUCACUGUUAAAAUUCAGUACUAGUAUCUUGCUCAUGUUGCGACGUAUAGCUUGCCAAUCUCGCGCUAUAGCAGUACCACGCUGUUCUAUAGUAACAUCCGCUACUUUCACUUCAGAAGCUGUACAGUCAAUUACUGAGCCAUACUUGGACGCUGAAGAAAUAGUUCAGCCUAAUCGAUAUCUUUCUCUUUUUCCAUCCCCAAAGGUGGUUGUGCCAAGCUUUGAGCUAACAAGAAGAUUAGGUACAUUGAUCUCACAAGCUAUAUACUUAUUAUUUUUCGAGAAAACUUACAACAAGGAAGGGUUAGUUCGUGCCGCAAAUGAGGGCAUAUCUGUGAUAGGAGAAUGUAUAGCUAAUGAAGAAUGGAGUAGGAUGAGUCUCAUUGCAUCUAAAACAUUGGUGGAACAAGCGCAAAUGGCCAGGAAGAGAUGCACUCCUGACCAGCUAGCUAUGCUACGACUUAGCCCUGAUGAUGUUAUAUUAUCUUUCAUCCACUCUGCAUUCCUUUCCGGCAGAGACUUUAGGAAUAGAAAGGCUGAACAUGGUGUUGUCAGUAUCUAUUUCACAAUAGCUUCUUUUAUCCGUAAGAAUUCCUCAGUUCCAUGGGAAGCUACGCUCCCACAGCUGUUAGGUAAAUACAGGAAAGAUGUAAUAGUCGCUAAUGUUACCGAAUUUUUUGUGCUACUAUAUUCACGAUCAUCGAACAAUCUGUACAGGUUUGCUCGAACCAUAAGCCCUCUCGGUCAGUGGAAAGCCACCGGAGUGAACUUUUUUGAACUCGAUGGUACACGUCAGUAACU
Molecule: messenger RNA, 840 nt
Organism: Strongylus vulgaris
Lineage: Eukaryota; Metazoa; Nematoda; Chromadorea; Rhabditida; Strongylidae
Source: the annotation of a GenBank genome assembly